CAAUCGGCGAAGGCGGAGAUGAUCAGUCUCUCCCCUGAUAUUUACUGAUUUUGUUAAAAUCUUCGAUUACCACAAUGAAUAUAAGGUUAUUCUUGAUAUUUGUGGUAAUGAUGUGCGCCAUGCACCAAGGGCCUACUGUAUAUCGGGGCCUUACGUGCGUGGAGCCCGAGCCAGGAUAUGCCAAAAGAUUGUUUUAUUAUUUCACCGCAAGUGAAAUUGAGAAAGUCUGUCCAACGGUUACCGCUCUGACAAGGCGAUUUGGAAAUGAGGUAUUCUAUAAUCUGCUGUGUGUGCUUCUUACCCUGCUGUUGGGAUAUGCGUCUUUGGUCGGAAAAGUCGUCAAAGAGAAAUGGUCAGCCGCCGUGUCAAUGUUCCAGAAAUGGAGAGCUCGUCCUUCCCUCUGUCGUCACUGCGGUACUGCCCCGUGUCAGGUCAAAAGGAGAUCCUUGUGGAAGCCCUCGGGUACUCGAAAGAAAGACAAGGCGAAUUUCGCAAAGAGAUCCAACGCCAUGAUGUUGUUUUACUAUGGACUAGAGUUGUCCGUAGUACUGACCAAAGAGCUGCCAUGGAAUGACCUGUACUUGCAGAGGAAGUUGGUCCAGCAUUUUGAGGAGAAGCAUAUGGUAUUGUUCCCAGUAUGCAUCCAGCGUCAGAUAAACUACUGGUACCCUGUCCCUGGUUAGAAUGUGGAUGACAGUCGGUGAUGGAAUCGAAGUUUUGUGAUUGACGUACCAGUCUCGUUUUGAUUGUCUUAGUUUUGUUGGGGUCACGAUCCGAUCCGAUCCGAUCGGAAUGGUGUUUGGCCAAUGUUACAUAUAUUGUACCUUAUAUUUGUUAAAUUAAAUUGUAACUCUGUGGAUCUCAGCCUAUAGUGGUCUCAUGAAGAACUGAACCUAUAUCUGAUGAAUUGGCCAUUUAGAAUUUAGCUAGUGUUGACCAGCAGUGGUCCAAUUUGUAAAUGUCGAUGGUGUUGAAUUGUUUGAUUGGUCAGUUGCUAAUUAGACGGAAUGUAGCUUUGGUCAGUUU
Molecule: messenger RNA, 1026 nt
Organism: Mizuhopecten yessoensis (Yesso scallop)
Lineage: Eukaryota; Metazoa; Mollusca; Bivalvia; Pectinida; Pectinidae
Exons: 5
Coding region: 75-683 (202 amino acids)
Source: RefSeq, a predicted model, not a curated record